AUGGCUUGUUUAACUCACAACUCAUAUUAUCGUUAUCUAUUUCAUGCUGUUGUUAAUGAACUUCGAAAUGAAAAUCGUAUUCCGGCAUGUAAAUUACGAAAUAUAUCUCGUCAAUGUUGUACAUGUAACAAUUUUGACAAUCAAGCAUUAACAACAGUUGUUAUUGAUGACGAAAAUAAAUUGAUCAGUUUAGAAAAUCUUAUUGAUCAAAUAGAUCGAGAUGAAAGAUCCGAUCCAAAACUUAUUUUAUCAUUAAAUCGAUUAAAAAAUUUUAUAAAAGAAUAUCGAAUUUUAGAUACAAAUAUAUUAUCAACAUCAACAGUUGAUAAUGAAAUUACUCAUGAAACUAAAUCAAAGUCCGAAGAUUCUAAAAUGGAUAUUGGUUCUCCAUUAUGUACAGAUAAAACUAAACUAACAAAACCACUUAAAAGUGGAAAAUUUCUUUUUUUACCAUAUAAAUUUGAAAACAAAUCAAACACUGAUGCAUCACUUGAAGUUGCAAAAAAACUGCAACGUGGCCGAUUUAUUGGUCAUAAUGGUUAUAUUGCAUCAUUAGAAAAGCAACAUAAUGUUUGUAUUAAUAUGAUAACACCGAAAACAACUACACAAGUUAAAAGAACACUUGAGAGUGCAAAAGUUGGAAUCGGAAAUGUGUCCAUUCAUAAUAGAACAGAUCUAUCAGAGAUAGAAAAUGGUGAAUGGAUAUUAGUUCGACAAAAGAAAAAAAAUAGAGAUAAAUCAAAUACAGUUGAUUUUGAAACAUUAUUAGAUGAUUUAAUAGAUCGAUGGUCAAUAUUUUUGACAAUACGAAAGCGAAAAUUUGACGAAGAAAGUGAUGAAGAAAAUGAAGAGCAUGCAA
This is a messenger RNA of Rotaria sordida, 859 nucleotides long. NCBI's taxonomy places the organism in Eukaryota, Metazoa, Rotifera, Eurotatoria, Philodinida, Philodinidae. The record is from the annotation of a GenBank genome assembly.